AUGAAGCUCUUGAAAGCUUUGUUUCUUGGAUUAGCCUGCCUCACUGGUGCCUCGGCUAUCAAGGUUGGUGAUAAGGUUCCCAAGAAUGUGGACCUUCACUUCGGGUUCCCUCCCGAGAAGAUUAACUUUGACGAGCGUGUACCUGGUUACCUGGCAAAAGAGGACGCAUUGAAAAAGCUUGGAGUUGACGAAAUUAUUAUCUAUUGCGUCAACGAUGGAGCUGUGAUGGAUGCUUGGGCUUCAGACCAAGGAGUUGCCAAGACUUCUAUCAUUAAGCUCAUGGGUGAUCCAUAUGGCGAGCUUACCGAAAAGCUUGAUAUGGAAUUGACUCAUGCUGGUCCAAAGUCAGUGGGACUUAUCAAUCGUUGCAAGCGAUUCGCCUUGUUCAUUGAGGAUGGAAAGGUCAAGAUUGUCAAGGUUGCCGAAGCUGAAGAUGAUCCAGCGGGUGAUGAACGCCCUGAUGUCACUCUCGCCGAAAGCAUGAUUGAUGCCAUCUCCGCGCUUGGAAAGGAUGAACUCUAA
Cylindrotheca closterium is the source of this 522-nucleotide messenger RNA. Lineage: Eukaryota; Bacillariophyta; Bacillariophyceae; Bacillariales; Bacillariaceae. The record is from the annotation of a GenBank genome assembly.